Messenger RNA from Paramecium octaurelia, 3630 nucleotides. NCBI's taxonomy places the organism in Eukaryota, Ciliophora, Oligohymenophorea, Peniculida, Parameciidae. The record is from the annotation of a GenBank genome assembly.
AUGGAAGAAUAAGUCAUAAAUGUAAUUUUCGAUCCUAAUUUCUAAUCUUUUGAUUAAGAAUUGGCCAAUCUAAGUAUGGAUAAAAUGAUGAGCAUCUAAUUCUCAGAAGAAUUAUUACAAAAGAAUUUUGCAGUUUUGAUAUCUAUAUUAAAAUAAUUGCACAAAGGGAUGGUACUCUUAAAUUCUAAAGUAUCAGAUAAUUCUGAUUGGGUCUAAGUAUUAAAUGUACUUAAAAUUAGAAAUUGAAAGAAGUUAGUGAAACUCCAGAAUCAAAACAGUAGAACAAGGACACAAUUGAUCAGAUCACUGCUAAAUUAUAGGAAAUAUAAGAGGUUUCUCAAAAGGAUUAUGUAACCAAAGAAGAAUUGGAUUAAACUAAUCAAAAAUUUAGUAAAUAUUAUAAAUACAUUCCAUUUAGAUAGAAUUGUAAAAUAGUAAGAACAGAAUUUGCAAGAUCUGGAAGGAGAAUAAUCUGCCUAAGCUAAGAAAAUAGAAGACUUAAAUAAUAAUUAAGCACAAUAAUCUGAGUAGUUAAACAAACUAAGUCAAGAAAUUGAAAAUGUUAAGAAAUAAAUGAGUGGUUUCUAAAAUGAGUUGCAUGAAGUGGAAGAACGCAAACCAGAACAGAUUAUAAUAGAAAAGGAAAUAAUCAAAGAAGCCCCCGCUUAGCCAAUUGCUUUACCUAUUUAAUAUGCAGGGAUCGAUGAUGAAAUAAAAAGAUUAAACUAAAUCACCCUAGAAUUAAGUAAAUAUGUACAUUAGAGCUAGAGUAAAAACAAGAAUAGUUGUCAUAAGAAUUAGCGAAUUUAAGGGAGGGACUAAAUAAUAUCAAAGUUCCUGAGGAAAAUCAACCAGUAGAUUUAUCAGAUAUCAAUAAGAAAUUGGAUGGCCAUGAAAGUGAGAUUUAAUCUUUAUUUGAAAUUGUUGAUAGUGUGAAAUAGAAGUUAAAAGAUUAAAAUAAUAAUUAAUAAUCUGAUGUCUUAAGUGAAGAAUUCAUCUAAAUUAAAAAUGAUAUUAAGAAAUUGCAAUCAUAAAUUGAGGCUUUGUAAACAUAAUUAAACUUAGCCACUUUUGGAUAGGGUUAAGACAUGCAGGAGAAUCAGGUUGCUUUGAUUUUGGCAGAAAUAAAUAAAUUAAGAGAUUAAUUAUAAUAUUAUUGUACAACAACAGACUUUUCGAAUGAAAAUGCUAAGAAAGAAAUAAGGAUUAAGUUUGUAUAAGAUCAUGCUGAUGAAGAGUUAGAAAAGGCAAGAAGGGAAUUCAAAAGUAAAGUAGACAAGAAGGUUGAAUAAACAGAAAUUGCUAAAAUAGAGAAAGAUAUUAUGUUAUUGAGAGAACAAUUAGGAAAAUCAUAAUAGAGAAAAUCUUAACCUAAUAUUGAAACCCCACUGAGACAAUCAAAUGUAGAUAAAGAAUUACAAAAUUAAAUUAAAGAAUUGUAACAAUCAAUAAAAGAAAUUGAGGGGUAUAUAAGAUUUAUAUCUUUUUAGUGAUUUAUUGAUACACAAAACAUAAAUGAAUUAGAAUAAUCAAUUUACUCAUGUAAAAUUAGCUGAAUUGGAGAAAAAGCUUUAAGGAAUUCAAACAGAUAAAAUUUAUAUUGAAUUAUAGAAUUAAAGAGAAUAGAUGGAUUUAAUUAAACGUGAUUAAGAUUAAAAUAAAAUUAAGAUAAACAAUUUUGGAAAGAAAAUUGAAUCAAUUAUAACUAAAGAUGAAUUAUUCNUAAAAUAGUAAGAACAGAAUUUGCAAGAUCUGGAAGGAGAAUAAUCUGCCUAAGCUAAGAAAAUAGAAGACUUAAAUAAUAAUUAAGCACAAUAAUCUGAGUAGUUAAACAAACUAAGUCAAGAAAUUGAAAAUGUUAAGAAAUAAAUGAGUGGUUUCUAAAAUGAGUUGCAUGAAGUGGAAGAACGCAAACCAGAACAGAUUAUAAUAGAAAAGGAAAUAAUCAAAGAAGCCCCCGCUUAGCCAAUUGCUUUACCUAUUUAAUAUGCAGGGAUCGAUGAUGAAAUAAAAAGAUUAAACUAAAUCACCCUAGAAUUAAGUAAAUAUGUACAUUAGAGCUAGAGUAAAAACAAGAAUAGUUGUCAUAAGAAUUAGCGAAUUUAAGGGAGGGACUAAAUAAUAUCAAAGUUCCUGAGGAAAAUCAACCAGUAGAUUUAUCAGAUAUCAAUAAGAAAUUGGAUGGCCAUGAAAGUGAGAUUUAAUCUUUAUUUGAAAUUGUUGAUAGUGUGAAAUAGAAGUUAAAAGAUUAAAAUAAUAAUUAAUAAUCUGAUGUCUUAAGUGAAGAAUUCAUCUAAAUUAAAAAUGAUAUUAAGAAAUUGCAAUCAUAAAUUGAGGCUUUGUAAACAUAAUUAAACUUAGCCACUUUUGGAUAGGGUUAAGACAUGCAGGAGAAUCAGGUUGCUUUGAUUUUGGCAGAAAUAAAUAAAUUAAGAGAUUAAUUAUAAUAUUAUUGUACAACAACAGACUUUUCGAAUGAAAAUGCUAAGAAAGAAAUAAGGAUUAAGUUUGUAUAAGAUCAUGCUGAUGAAGAGUUAGAAAAGGCAAGAAGGGAAUUCAAAAGUAAAGUAGACAAGAAGGUUGAAUAAACAGAAAUUGCUAAAAUAGAGAAAGAUAUUAUGUUAUUGAGAGAACAAUUAGGAAAAUCAUAAUAGAGAAAAUCUUAACCUAAUAUUGAAACCCCACUGAGACAAUCAAAUGUAGAUAAAGAAUUACAAAAUUAAAUUAAAGAAUUGUAACAAUCAAUAAAAGAAAUUGAGGGGUAUAUAAGAUUUAUAUCUUUUUAGUGAUUUAUUGAUACACAAAACAUAAAUGAAUUAGAAUAAUCAAUUUACUCAUGUAAAAUUAGCUGAAUUGGAGAAAAAGCUUUAAGGAAUUCAAACAGAUAAAAUUUAUAUUGAAUUAUAGAAUUAAAGAGAAUAGAUGGAUUUAAUUAAACGUGAUUAAGAUUAAAAUAAAAUUAAGAUAAACAAUUUUGGAAAGAAAAUUGAAUCAAUUAUAACUAAAGAUGAAUUAUUCUAAACUUUUGAUCCUAAAAUUAAAUAAGUAAGAGAUGAAAUUCAAAAAGUUGAAGAUGAAACUAAAUUAAGCAUUGACAGAAAAGCUGAUGCUUAAGAAGUCAAAGAAUUGAAUCAAACGUUUUUGGAUUAAUUGCAAAAGGUUGUCACUGAACUAAUCAAAACAUUAGCCAAUAAAUAAGAAACCAAGAAAGCUUUGAUAUAUCUGGAAUAAAAAGUAUAUUAGAAAUUACUAUGUAGAUUAAUUAAAUAUUCAUGAUACUUGAAGGAGAUGGAUCAAAAGAUCAGGAUUCCUUAUUUGUCAAAAAACCUCUAUCUUGGAGUUGUGCCUCAUGUGACAAGGACUUAGACAAAUAUAAAGGACAAUUAGGAGACUUCAAGAAUUGGGCUGUUUUCCCGCCAAAGGAAACAUCACCUGAGAGGAUGGGCAAAGUAAAUUUUGAGAAAUAAUAACUAGUUUGGAAUUGGUUAUAAAAAUAUGCAAGAAAAAUUGAGAUCUCACAGGGAAAAAUUAGAUAAGGAUAGGAGUUAAAAUGAGAAAGAUUCCAGUUAAUAAUAAUAAAGCAUGACAUUAAGUCAAAGUUAAACUCAAUUACCAAAAAUUAAAUAAUGA